UGUUCUGUGAACAAAUCCAUUUUCUACAAGUUUGACAGAUGAUUAACUGUCAGUUUUCAGAAAUAUUUUAAUAAAUAUUCUACAAUGGAAGCAGUACCAAGGUUGCCGAUGAUAUCUUUUCAAUUAAAAGUUAGUCCAGAGCCUACUACAUUUGGUCCAAAGUUAAAGCAGUAUAUACGUGAUUUUUACAAUAAAGAUCCAGCAACAUUUGCACAUGAAAUACAUCAAUUAGAAAGUUUACGUGCAGUGGCCAUACGACCACCUAUUGAUGUAGCUGGUUGUUCAUUAUUAAAAAGAUAUUAUUGUCAAUUGCAUUUUCUUCAAAGUAGAUUUCCUAUGGGAAAAGAUGGUGCAGCAGCAAUUACAUUUACAUGGAGGGAUACAUAUGCAAACAUGGUGUGUUCAUUGGCUAAUAUUCGUUUUGAAAUAAUUUCAAUUUUAUACAAUAUUGGUGCAAUGCAUACUCAACUGGGAGCACUUACAGAAAGAACAUCAGCUGAUGGGAUGAAAAUGGCUUGUGCUCAUUUUCAAUGUGCAGCUUGGGCCUUUGAGCAUUUAAAAAAUAGCUAUCCACAGCCAUCUGGAGUGGAUUUAGCUCCAGAACUUAUGACAUUUAUGCAUCAGCUUUGCUUAGCUCAAGCUCAAGAAUGCAUAUUAGAAAAAAGUAUGCUUGAUAAUCGUAAACCCACAAUUGUAGCAAAAGUCGCAAGACAAAUAGUGGACUAUUUUAAUUUGGCAUUAACUACACUUGAACAAGGCGGAAGUGAAGAUGGUACUAUAUCAGAUACAGUUGGGACUAAAAUCUAUAAGAGCUGGAAACAUUAUCUGAAAUUUAAGAAAGCUUAUCAUUUAGCAGUUACAUAUUUAUAUCAAGGUUUAGCUGCUGAAGAACAAAGAAAAAUGGGAGAAAGAGUAGCAUUUUAUAAUGCUGCAUUAGCUUCUCUAAAUGAAGCACAAUUGAUUUAUUCAAAUAUUCCUGGAGAAAAAGUAACUAUAGAAGAAGCAUUAACAUUUACUAAUGACGUAAUAGAAGGAAAACGUAAAGCAGCUAAAAAUGAAAAUGAAUAUAUAUAUCAUGAAGAAGUACCAGAAAAGGAAACACUACCUAGUGUAAAAGGAGCUCCUUUAGUUAAAGGAAUAUCUUUCAGUAUUAAUGAUCCUGAAGUUUCAGGUCCUGAUAUAUUUGCCAGAUUAAUACCAAUGAAAGUACACGAAGCAAGCUCUUUAUAUUCAGAAGAAAAAGCAAAGAUAUUACGUUCUGUCGGCAAUAAAAUUGAGGAGAAAGAUCAGCAACUCAAUACCUAUCUAACAUCUUUAAAAUUAGAGCAUAUAAGUUUAUGGGAUCCCGAUGCUCAGAUGACAGAAUGGGAACGUUUACCUCUUCCUGAUGAAUUGGUCGAAAGAUGUGCAGCAUUAAAUGCAAAGCAACAUAUUAUUCAAGAUUUAAUUGAUAUAGUAGGAAAAUUAUCAAAUACUAGUCAAGACGUUGAAAAAAUAUUGAAAGAAAUUAAAAAACUUCUCCUCGAUGAAGAACAGAAAGAAAAAGAAUAUCAAGAUACAGUUGGAAAAAGACCUCCGUCAAUAGUAGCUACUGAUUUAACUAGAGAAGCUAAGAAAUAUGAAGAAGCUCAUAACAAAGCUUUAGAAAGCAAUCAUGCUCUUCAUAAAGCAAUAACGAUGCAUGUAAAAAAUUUAAAAGUGCUUUCUCAACCACUUACCGAUCUUAUUGCCCAUAUUCCUUCACCAAGUGCAUAUCUUUCAGAACAAAAUACUGAAAAAUCACAUAGCGCGAUCGAAUUAGAACGAAUGCAUACUAAAGAAUUGAAACGCAUUUUGAAUAAAGUUGACGAAAUGCGUAGACAAAGAAACGAAUUGCAUACAAAAUUACGAGAUUCAAUUGCACAGGAUGAUCUAACACGCUUACUAGUUACUGCCACAUCCGAUUCUGGACCCUUGGAUCGUUUAUUUGCAGACCAACUUAGCAAACAUCAAACUUUAGUAACUUUAAUAGAACAAAAUCUAACUGCACAAGACAAUAUUUUAGCAGCUUUAACGGAUGCAUAUGCCCAAACUGCUAAUAUACGAAAAGGAGUUGAAGAAAUAUUAAAACGUAGAGAACAUACUAUUUCUUCUUUGAUUACGUCUUACGAUGCUUACGAAGAUUUAUUGGCAAAAUCUAGCAAAGGUCUUGAAUUUUACAGGAAAUUAGAAAUAAAUGUUUCGAAAUUACUUCAAAGAGUGAAAAGCACUUGUAAAGUGCAAGAAGAAGAACGUGAACAUAUACUUGCACAAGAUAAUAAUAAAAAUUCUCAAGAAAAGAUGGACACAAUAACAUCCACUAUUUAUGAUCAAAGUCGAAAUCGAACUGGCAGUGGACUUAAAUUAAAGGAUUACUUAAACAGCAGACCAGAAAAUAUUCAAAAUCAGUAUUAUAAUGUAUAUAAAGAACAAGGUAAACCAGUUCAAAUAGAUACAACAAAAUCAUACUUGAAUGAUACAUCAAAUUUGAAUAAAAAUGCAAUGCAUUCUAGUGGAAUGUCUGCAUUGGAUGCAAUAUCAUCUAUAAAAUCUACACAGCAAUAUUAUUCUGCACCAUAUACAGAUUAUAAAACAAAUUUAUCUUAUUCACAUGAAACUUCAACAUAUAACGAAAAUGCCACUUUAAAUCAAAAUUAUGUACAAAUUAAUAGUUCUGAUAUUGUAAGUACUUAUCCACAAGUAAUUGGAACAAUUACUACAACAGAUACUACAAUGCAAUAUCCAAUAAAUUCUUUCGUAUCAAAUGGACAAUUCUCCACAACUUUGGAUAGUCAUCAUAAAUAUUCUACUAAUGUUCAAUCACUUUAUAAUUUUUCUAAUAAUACAUUGCAAUAUGAAAAUUAUCAGCCAUACAAUACUGUACAACAAUAUUCUUCUAAUCUUGAUAAAACUGGUAAUGUUAUUAAAACUGAAAUACCAUCCCAAAUAUCAACAACAACACAAAUUUCUGUACUUCCAUCUGUAUCUCUACCGAAUACAGUUAAUAAAACAACUGAUAUACAAACGCAACUUUAUACUACUAUAACUCAACAAGGACAACAAUAUAUAUCUGAGCCACAACAAAAUGUUGUUUCUCAAGAAUCUCUUUCUAUAAAGGAUCAACAUGUAUUACCAUCAGAUAAUACUCAAAUACAAAACUAUCUUCUUCCUUCAAUUAAUCAAAAUGAAAUUCCGUGUACUCAAAGUUACACUGGUGCAAUAUAUUAUAAUUCAUCCGAGUUGCAUAAUCAACAAAUCACAUCGAACCAAAAUUUAGCCGAAACGACCAAUAUUCCUCCUUCUAGCCAUUAUAUGCCAACACAAUACAUAAACAAAAAUAUUCCUCAAUCUAUUCAUUCUACUACUUCUUUCAAUGCUCCAAUAAAUGAUGUAGGUACUUUAUAUUCAUCAACCUUACAAAAUUCCAAUAUUGUCCAAUAUCCACAGCAAAGUGGUACAGAACAAAGUAAACAGAUCUAUAUAGAUCAAGGGUAUCAAUAUGGAUCACAAACAUCUACUACUGACACCAGUAGUGCAACUUACUCCAAUACCUAUCAUAAUUUACAACAUACUACAUGUGUUUCAUAUCCACAAACUAUAUUAUCUACAGAUAUUUCUAACACAUAUACAUACACGAAUUGUUCUACUAAUACAGAAAUGAUUCAAAGUCAUACAAAAUCUUCAACAAAUUUGCAAAAUUACUCUCAAGCAUAUCAAUAUCCACAACAAUCACAUUACUCUGGAUAUGGUAACUAUUCUCAUAUUUACAAUCAAGGAUAUAAUUAUAUGCAAGGAAAUCAAAUGGCUGUUGCAUUGACAGAAUCUUAUAAAGGUCAAAUGGGAUAUACUUAUAAUUCUACUAGUCAAUGUUAUGAAUACAAUCCUAAUAAUAUUCAAAUUUCGCAAUCUUCUGAAUCAACAUCACAAAUAAACACUGGCAUUAAUAUUUAUCAACAACAAGAAAGUAAUGCAAGAUAUACCAAUGCUAGUAAUAAUUCUAUGGUUAGUCAAACUCCAUCUUCUCAAUAUUCAGAACAAACUCAAUCUCAAUGUUCAACUGAUAUUUAUUAUACCACACCAUAUGGUCUUCAAAUGCAAAAUCAAACGUCAACUAACAGAAAUGAAAAUUAUACUAAUUAUAAUCAAACAUAUAUGCAAGCUGUUAACAAUGGAACUAAUACAACAAAUGCAAAUCCUACUAAACCUGCUACAAAAUCAGAACAAUCUAAUAUAGAUUUACUUGCUGAUCUUGAUAUUACUAUAAAUCAUGCACCUUUAGUGCCAGAAGUACGUUCUGUUCAACCACAAAACGAAACUGAAAUAAAAAAUAUUGAUGAUGAUAAAGAAAAGAUAAAUGAUGAUGAUAAAGAAAAGAUGAAUGACGAUGAUAAAGAUAAAAUAAAUGAUAAAACGGAGAACGAGAAUUUACAAAUUGUAUGGGAUACAUGGUACAAUGAUGUGCAACCUAAAAAAGAUCCUUUAGGAGAUCCAUUAGCAUUACAAAAAUUUAUUAAUGAAGUUGAAAAAUAUGAGAAAUUUAUAGAUAGUUUACUUGUUAAAACAUUAAGUGGAGCAACUAAUCUUGAUAUAAAAUGGAAAGAAGUCCAAGAAUUCGAAGAAAGAGAAACUGGAAAACAAUCGUGCACAGUAGCAUUAGCUCAUUCUUCGGAAAAUAGAGUAAUAGAAUGUAUCCCAUAUGAUACGACAAGAGUACAAAUAUCAUCAACAGAUAUUUCAAAUUAUAUUAAUGCUUCUCAUAUAAUAGAAAUUACACAAUGGAUACCAACUGCAUUUAUUAUUACUCAAUCGCCAUUACCGGACAAAUUAGAAAUAUUUUGGAUGAUGAUAUGGGAACAAGAAAGUGAAAUAAUUGCAUGUUUAGUAUCUGAUACACAAUUAAAUGGAGAAAUAUAUUGGCCUAUAAAUGAAGAAGAUAUUCUGAAUUGUGGUAGCUUUACAAUAUCGUUAAAAAAGAGAGUAAAUCAUAUAUCCUAUAUUCAAAGAGUUAUUUCUGUGCAUAAUAUUAAGAAAAACUUAGAAAAAACUAUCGUACACAUGCAAUUUCUCUCAUGGCCUUCCAAUGGUUUUCCUAGUAGUCCAGGUGCACUGCUUACUUUUUCAACGGAUGUAAUGACGGAACAAGCACUAAGACGUUGUACAAAACCAGUAGUGGUACACUGUUUAGAUGGUGGUGCAUUAAGUAGUUUAUUCUUAGUAGCAGCAGCAACAGUAUGUCAUAUACGCGCAGGUUGUGGAAUAGUCAAUGUACCUCUUGUAUUCAAAGGUCUUUUAAAAUGCCGUAAACAAAUUGUAAAUAAGGAAUCCUUAUUAUUUGCAUACCAAUUAGUAUUAUAUCAUGCUCAAGAUAUUUUAAUGAAACGUGGUAUUUUAUCAUCUACACGUUCAACAUUUGAAAAUUUCGAAGGUUUAAAAGGAAGUAAAGAUAAAGCAUCAAGAAAAAUGCAUCCUUCUGAUGAUUUUCUUCAAAGUCUUGGUAUCACUCAACGAUCAGAUAUUGAAGGUCGACAAAAAGGUUCUACUGUUACUAGUACAAUACAUUCAAGUACAUCGUCAAUUCAGGAAAAACCUAAAGAAGGAAUAAUCGAUCCUUUAAGUCAGUUAGAUCCUUUAUGGUCUAUUAGAAGGUAAAUAAAUUUGCAACUGAAGUUUUAUUAUGCACUGGUCAAUAAAUUUAUUAUUUAAAUGAAUGUUUGCAUUCCUAUAUUUCUUAAAUUAAAAAUAUUGCUAAAAGUAAGAUAAUUAUAAUAAUUGUAUAAACAUUAUUGCAAUUCAUAUUAGUUUAUAUUUCUGAAAUAACUUCAUAUUUCAUAAUCUUUAAGUUUUAAAGGUUUUACAAUCUGUAAAAUAUAUUGAAUAAAAUGUAUGUAUAAAAAACGA
Molecule: messenger RNA, 5916 nt
Organism: Apis laboriosa (Himalayan honeybee)
Lineage: Eukaryota; Metazoa; Arthropoda; Insecta; Hymenoptera; Apidae
Gene: mop
Product: tyrosine-protein phosphatase non-receptor type 23
Exons: 11
Coding region: 85-5667 (1860 amino acids)
Biological process (GO): endocytic recycling; protein dephosphorylation; protein transport to vacuole involved in ubiquitin-dependent protein catabolic process via the multivesicular body sorting pathway
Cellular component (GO): endosome
Molecular function (GO): protein tyrosine phosphatase activity; protein binding
Source: RefSeq, a predicted model, not a curated record